Tupaia belangeri chinensis (Chinese tree shrew) is the source of this 2108-nucleotide messenger RNA. It is a transcript of the gene RCC1L, whose product is annotated as RCC1 like. The record is from RefSeq and is a predicted model, not a curated record. Gene Ontology annotation, molecular function: rRNA binding; guanyl-nucleotide exchange factor activity. Gene Ontology annotation, biological process: positive regulation of mitochondrial translation. Gene Ontology annotation, cellular component: mitochondrial inner membrane. NCBI's taxonomy places the organism in Eukaryota, Metazoa, Chordata, Mammalia, Scandentia, Tupaiidae.
GGCGUGCCCACCUUCGUCCUACCGGGCUCGGGGCCCGAGCCGCGCGCCAGCUCGCGUCCGCGCCGCAGGAUCCAGGCCGUGCCCUACCGCCUGGAGCUGGAUCAAAAGAUUUCGUCUGCUGCCUGUGGCUAUGGAUUCACAUUGCUGGCCUCUAAAACUAAGGAUGUCACCAAAGUGUGGGGCAUGGGGCUCAACAAAGACUCUCAGCUUGGAUUUCACAGGAGCCGCAAAGAUAAAAGCAGAGGCUAUGAGUAUGUCUUGGAGCCCUCACCCAUCCCGCUGCCCCUGGACAGACCUCAGGAGACCCGAGUGCUGCAGGUCUCCUGUGGCAGAGCACAUUCUCUUGUCCUGACGGACAGCGAAGGGGUUUUCAGCAUGGGAAACAAUUCCUAUGGGCAGUGUGGAAGAAAGGUGGUUGAGAAUGAAAUUUACAGUGAAAGUCACAAGGUCCAUAGAAUGCAGGACUUCGAUGGACAGGUGGUCCAGGUAGCCUGUGGUCAGGAUCAUAGUCUGUUCCUGACGGAUAAAGGAGAAGUCUAUUCCUGUGGAUGGGGUGCAGAUGGGCAGACAGGUCUGGGUCACUACAAUAUCACCAGCGUCCCCACCAAGCUGGGCGGAGACCUCGUAGGAGCACACAUUGUUCAGGUUGCCACCUAUGGAGAUUGCUGCCUGGCCGUGUCUUCUGACGGAGCCCUCUUUGGCUGGGGAAACUCUGAGUACCUGCAGCUGGCCUCUGUCACUGACUCCACUCAGGUGAAUGUCCCCCGGUGCUUACCCUUCUCGGGAGUGGGCAAGGUGAAGCAGGCUGCAUGUGGCGGCACAGGCUGUGCCGUGGUAAAUGGAGAAGGACAUGUUUUUGUCUGGGGCUAUGGAAUUCUUGGGAAAGGACCAAACCUAGUGGAAACUGCUCUUCCAGAAAUGAUUCCACCCACUCUCUUUGGCUUGACAGAGGUCAGCCCAGAAACCCAGGUUUCCCGUAUUCGGUGUGGACUCAGCCACUUUGCCGCACUUACCAACAAAGGAGAGCUGUUUGUGUGGGGCAAGAACAUCCGAGGGUGCCUGGGAAUCGGUCGCCUGGAAGACCAGUAUUUCCCCUGGAGGGUGACGAUGCCUGGGGAGCCAGUGGAUGUGGCGUGUGGUGUGGACCACAUGGUGACCCUAGCCAAGUCCUUCCUCUGAAUCUCCUACCUGACCUGCUCAACUCUGGCCCUGGCCUCCGAACCACUUGGGCUGCUUGGCAGAGGCAGAGACAAGGCUGCCCAGCCAGGGUUCUUGGUGGUCAAAGAGGCUCCUGACCUUUUCCAAGCACGACAAGCAGGUACAUCCUGGGAGUCGGGAAGAGGCCCCUUCUCAGCUGGGACGAGACCUGCCAAACUCGGCACAGGAUGGCUGCCUUUAGUGGGCUAAGAUCCCGAGGAGUCAGUGCCGCUCCCGUGGGCCUGGGGGCAAGGGGAAGUCGCAUAGCUCCACUCAGUCCCGGUAACCUGCGAGGGCCUCUGGUGUCACGCCUUGUCCAGGAAACUGGUCUUCGAAAACCUGGGUUCUCGCAGCAUGCCCUUUCGCCCGAUCUCAAGCAGUGGCUGGACAGAGGCUGUGCUCAGGAGAGCUGUCGCCCGGGCCUCGCGGUUUGCGCCUGGGCUGGCUGUGCGUGUGCUUCUGGCCGAGCCCCAGUUUAGCCAGGGGAGCAGCCUGGCCUUGCCAGCGUUGCGUUCAGGUCACACUGCUCAGGCAGCCAUGUCUGGUUGGUGGCAGUAUGACAGGCCUGCUGGUAGGACACAAGGAACAGCCCGAAAUUCCUUGGACUGGAAUCCCCCACGGAGCGACCGCUGUGUGCCAGCCGGCCACCCCACAGAGCUGUGGCUAUCCAGCCCUGGAGCCACCCUCGCUGCCUGGCUUGGAAAAGGGAAGCCCCCACAGGAAGACUGGGGCCAGAUUCUUGUGGCUGAAGGCGUUGAACACAUCCACAAAAGCUUGGCUGAGGGGCCAGCCCCGGGGAAGAAAGACUCAGAAAUCAUGAAAAACAUUUGAUUUAGUAAUGGGAACCUGUCUUUUUCCCUUCAAAACAUCUUUUAAAAAAAUCUUUUUUGGAAUAAAAUUCUAUUUUCUGC